Chrysochloris asiatica (Cape golden mole) is the source of this 3198-nucleotide messenger RNA. RefSeq names its product mutS homolog 3 (gene MSH3). The record is from RefSeq and is a predicted model, not a curated record. Gene Ontology annotation, biological process: somatic recombination of immunoglobulin gene segments; mismatch repair; mitotic recombination. Lineage: Eukaryota; Metazoa; Chordata; Mammalia; Afrosoricida; Chrysochloridae. Bases 1 to 3198 code for a protein of 1065 amino acids. The transcript has 24 exons. Gene Ontology annotation, cellular component: nucleus. Gene Ontology annotation, molecular function: mismatched DNA binding; ATP binding; ATP-dependent DNA damage sensor activity.
AUGUCGCGCCGGAAGCCUGCCUCUGAUGGCGCUCGUGCCUCCGACUCGGCCCCAGCAAGGCAGGCGGUUUUGAGCAGAUUUUUCCGAUCUGCGGGAAGCCUGAAGUCCUCUUCUUCCCCCAAGGUUGCGGCAGAGAACGCAGACCCUGACUCCACAGCGCCCCCAGCGCUCACUUACCUACCCGGGUUGCCGUCUCACGUGGAGACAGAAAUUGACAGAAGCAAAAAGAGAACACUGGAGAAUGAUGGACCUGCUAAAAAGAGGACAAAGAAAGUCAAAGAAAAAGGAGAAGGAAGCGAUUUGGUAAUUUCUGGGAUCUCUGAGCCAAAAAAAUGUCUGAGGACCAGAAUUGUUUUAAAGUCUUUGGAGAAAUUGAAAGAAUUCUGCUGUGAUUCUGCACUUCCUCAAAAUACAGUCCCGACAGAGACCCAUCAGGAGAGAUUUGCAGUUUUGCCAAAAUGUACUGAUUAUGAUGAUAUCAGUCUUCUCCGUGCAAAGAAUGCAGUUUCUUCUGAAGAUUCCAAAACACAAAUUCAUCGAACGUCUACAACUCUUUUUUGUUACCAGGGCAGAACACUAACUUCUGAUCCUAAAACAUCUAACAAACGGGCCAAAAGCAUCUACACUCCAUUAGAAUUACAGUACAUGGAAAUGAAGCAGCAGCAUAAGGAUGCAGUUUUGUGUGUGGAAUGUGGGUACAAGUAUAGAUUCUUUGGCGAUGAUGCAGAGACAGGUAUCAUAACAAGCAUACCUACUCAUAGGCUGUUUGUUCAUGUGCGCCGCCUUGUGGCAAAAGGAUAUAAGGUGGGAGUUGUGAAGCAAACGGAAACUGCUGCAUUAAAAGCCAUUGGGGACAACAAAAGUUCCGUCUUUUCCCGGAAAUUGACCGCUCUUUAUACAAAAUCUACUCUUAUUGGAGAAGAUGUGAAUCCCCUAAUCAAGCUGGAUGAUGCCAUCAAUGUUGAUGAGAUAAUGAAUGAUACUUCUUCCAAUUACCUGCUGUGUAUCUGUGAAAAUAAAGAAACUAUUAAGGACAAAAAAAAGGGAAACAUUUUUAUUGGCAUUGUGGGUGUACAGCCUGCCACCGGUGAGGUUGUGUUUGAUAGUUUCCAAGACUCUGCUACCCGUUCAGAACUGGAAACGCGGAUACUGGGCCUGCAGCCAGUGGAGCUGCUACUGCCAUCGCAUUUGUCAGAGCAAACGGAGGCCCUCAUCCUCCGAGUAACUGCUAUUAGUGUACGGGAUGACAGAAUUCGAGUUGAAAGGAUGGAUAACAUUAAUUUUGAAUACAGCCAUGCUUUCCAGGCAGUUACAGAUUUUUAUACAAAAGAUGUAGGUGACAUCAAAGAUGCUCAAAAUUUUGCAGGCAUCACAAACCUGGAGAAGCCUGUGAUUUGCUGUUUGUCUGCUGUAAUAAAACACCUCAAGGAAUUUAACCUGGAAAAAAUGUUCUCCAAGCCCAAGAAUUUUAAACAGUUGUCAAGUGAAAUGGAAUUUAUGACAAUUAAUGGAAAAACAUUAAGGAAUCUGGAAAUCCUACAGAACCAGGUCAGGGAAAUCAACGCUCGGCUUGAUGCUGUAUCUGAAGUUCUCCACGCAGAAUCUAGUGUUUUUGAUCAGAUAGAAAAUCAUCUACGUAAACUGCCAGACAUAGAGAGAGGACUCUGUAGCAUUUAUCACAAAAAAUGUUCUACCCAAGAGUUCUUCUUGAUUGUCAAGGCUCUAUAUCAGUUGACAUUGGAAUUUCAAGCAUUAAUACCUGCUGCUAAUUCUCAUAUUCGCUCAGACUUGCUCCAGACAUUUAUUGUAGAAAUCCCUGAACUCCUCAGCCCAGUGGAGCAUUAUGUGAAGAUACUUAAUGAACACGCUGCCAGACUCGGGGAUAAAACUGAAAUAUUCAAAGACCUCUCUGACUUCCCUUUAAUAAAAGAGAGGAAGGACGAAAUUCAAGAAAUUACUAACAAGAUCCAAAUACAUUUGCAAGAAAUACGAAGAAUAUUAAAAAAUCCUUCUGCACAAUAUGUGACAGUAUCAGGGCAGGAGUUUAUGAUUGAAAUAAAGAAUUCUGCUCUAUCUUGCAUACCAGCGGAUUGGGUUAAGGUUGGAAGCACAAAAGCCGUGAGCCGUUUUCACUCACCUUUUAUUGUAGACAAUUACCGACAUCUGAAUCAGCUCCGGGAGCAGCUAAUCCUUGACUGCAAUGCUGGAUGGCUAGACUUUCUAGAGAAUUUCAAUGAACAUUAUCACUCCUUGUGUAAAGCAGUUCAUCACCUAGCAACUGUAGACUGCAUUUUCUCCCUGGCCAAGGUCGCUAAGCAAGGAGAUUACUGCAGACCAACUCUACAAGAAGAAAGGAAAAUUGUAAUAAAAAAUGGCCGACACCCUGUGAUUGAUGUGCUGUUGGGAGAACAAUAUGUUCCCAAUAGUACAAAUCUUUCAGGGGACUCAGAGAGAGUCAUGAUAAUUACUGGACCGAACAUGGGUGGAAAGAGCUCCUACAUAAAACAAGUCGCAUUGAUUACGAUCAUGGCUCAGAUUGGCUCUUACGUUCCUGCCGAGGAAGCAACAAUUGGAAUUGUGGAUGGCAUUUUCACGAGGAUGGGCGCUGCAGACAAUAUAUAUAAAGGACAGAGUACCUUUAUGGAAGAACUGACCGACACAGCGGAAAUAAUUAAAAAAGCAACGUCACAGUCCUUGGUUAUCUUGGAUGAACUGGGAAGAGGGACAAGCACCCAUGAUGGAAUUGCCAUUGCUUAUGCCACACUUGAGCAUUUUAUUAGAGAUGUGAAAUCCUUGACCCUGUUUGUCACUCAUUAUCCAUCAGUUUGUGAACUAGAAAAAAGUUAUUCACAACAGGUGGGAAAUUAUCACAUGGGAUUCUUGGUCAGUGAAGUUGAAAGCAAACAGGACCCAGGCAAAGAAGAAGGACAAAUUCCCGACUUUGUCACUUUUCUUUAUCAAAUAACCAGAGGAAUUGCAGCAAGGAGUUAUGGACUCAAUGUGGCUAAACUAGCAGAUGUUCCUGGAGAAAUUUUGAAGACAGCAGCUCUCAAAUCAAAAGAUCUUGAAGGAUUAGUAAAUAUGAAAAGAAACAGGCUAAAAUAUUUUGCAAAGCUAUGGACAAUAAAUGAUGCAAAAGACCUCCAAAAGUGGACAAAUGAGUUUGCACUACAAGAAAUUGCAGACGUCUCUUCCUGA